AUGUCGAUUUUUCCUGGUGCUGGUGUUGAUUAUUUGAUUUACAAUGCUGCCUAUGAGCAUCCGGUUAGUAACUUCCUUGCUAUAAGUAUCAAGGAGUCUGAUACUGGUUUAGCUCCUCCUAGUCAAUGGGAUCUCGUAAGGAAGCGUUUAUCCAGUUUAAGAGCUUUGCAACAUGAGCUUUGUGUUACAGCAGCUUAUGGGAAUAUUUUGCCUAACAAGUUGCUUAAUAUUCCACUACCUGGAAGAGUGAACCUACAUCCUAGUUUGUUGCCACUGUACUGUGGUGCUGCGCCAGUGCAACAAGCAUUACAGGAUGGUGUUGAAGAAACAGGAGUGACAGUAGCAUUUACGGUGCGGAAGCUAGAUGCAGGGGCAGUGAUUGCCUUUAAGGGUUUCCAAGUUGAUGAUCAAAUAAAGGGUCUAAGCUUCUUAUACGCGAACUUUCGGCCGGAAUGGUGGGGAACACGAGCUGAAGUCUUAGUCCUGGAUGAAAAAAGCGGUCUGCAUAACGAGCUAGAGCUUAAGAUCAUCACCUCUCAAAUAUGUCAAAGUACAGAAACCCUGAAUGGUGAGCAAGAUUGUAUAACUUUCAAGAAAGGUUCGUUGGUGUUUUCUUGUGGAGGCACAUCUUUGGAGGUACUUGAACUUCAACUUCCUGGUAAGAAAGCGAUCAAGGCAACUGCUUUUUGGAAUGGCUUGAGGGGUCAAAAGCUGAAAAAGCUAUGAGUACAAAGACUCGAGUUUGUUUUAAGGUCGUAGCAAUAGUGAGAAACUUAGAGAAAUUGUUCCUAAAUGUCAAGUCUAUUUUUGUAAACCGAAAUGUAAACCGAUUUUAGUUUAUAAAUAAAAUUUAUUUAUUUUUCA
Molecule: messenger RNA, 864 nt
Organism: Raphanus sativus (radish)
Lineage: Eukaryota; Viridiplantae; Streptophyta; Magnoliopsida; Brassicales; Brassicaceae
Exons: 7
Coding region: 1-726 (241 amino acids)
Biological process (GO): biosynthetic process; conversion of methionyl-tRNA to N-formyl-methionyl-tRNA
Molecular function (GO): methionyl-tRNA formyltransferase activity
Source: RefSeq, a predicted model, not a curated record